Blepharisma stoltei is the source of this 3197-nucleotide messenger RNA. NCBI's taxonomy places the organism in Eukaryota, Ciliophora, Heterotrichea, Heterotrichida, Blepharismidae. The record is from the annotation of a GenBank genome assembly.
AUGCUAGGGGAAGAGCUACAAAUGGGGAUUGAUAGAACGAUAUCGAACCAAGCAGAUUCAGUGAUUUAUUUGAUAAAUGAGCACUCACAAUAUGAAACUCCGAAUCUUCCUAUUGACCAGAACAUUUUGGAUUUUUCACAAAGACAAAUGGAUUUCAAAUUUAAAGUUAUCCCAUUUUUAUUUAAUUUAAAUAAGGCUGAUAUCUAUCUAGCUUAUAAUUUAUUUUAAGUAAAUAUAAUAUACUUUAUUUUGUGACUCAGAAGAUUGCAAAAAUUUAUCAAAAGAAUUAAAAUCAAAACUAGUCAUUUAUUACAUUUUUUAUACAGGUGCUUUGGCAAUUAAAUUGAUGUCUGAAAUUUUAUUUAGUUCUGAAUACACAGUUCCAUGAUCCCACAUGCUUUUUCAUAUUUUAUCUUGUGCAUGCUUAUUUUGCAUUUCUAUGGUGAUUUUAUUUUUUGUGUGUAUUUCUGGGGUCGCGUUGACUUUUAAUAGAGAGCUUUAUACGUUAUUGAGCGUAUUGACAAUAAUUUAUUAUUGUCUAGGCGAAGAAAGUAUUUUAUCAGGAAUUAUUCAAAAUUAAUGUAAAUAUCGCAGGUUUUUAUAGGGAAUUUUGAAUAAUUAUAUGAAAAUUCUACUAAUAAGACCUCUAAUUCAUUAUAUUUCUGUAUACAUCAGAUAGUUACGAUCACCAAUUCCCCAACGGAGUAAUUUACAUUGUCGCCCUUAUCUCAGUCACAAAAGCCUUAAUUUUCAACUGUUUCAAAUACGUCACAUUUUUAUCAGUUUUCGGAUCCUUAUUCUAUUUAAUUAUAGGUUUGAUUUUUACUAAAGCCAGCUCCUACACUAUAGUAUGCGAUUUUCUCAUAAUGCUUUUGCUUCUUUCCCUACAGACGUUUGAUGCCCAUCAAGUCGAUUACAGGACUCGGCAGUUAUUUUACCGAAAAAUUCAGGAAGAAGAAGCCUUAAUGCCUAUAACCAGUUAUGCCAACCGUGGAGUAAGGACUAUAAACAACGUCAACUCUGAAGUCGAACAAAUCGUAAAAUGCUGUGACCACAUAAAAUCCCACAUAAAAAGCGCAGCCAAAAUUAUCAUGUUCAAUGACGUCAAAAAGAAUUUAAAAGAAGCUGCCAAUGAGAUAGAAAAAAUCAAGCGUAGAGUAGCCCACGGCUCAUUUUUAGCUGACAUAAAAAUAGAGCCAAGUUAUGAAAUAGACGAAGAAGACCGAGUUUUCCUGACCCAGAUGUUUUCUGAGCUAAAAACUCCUACACCACGUCGAAGCCGAAGACCAAGCAUACAACAAAUGUUAGAAAGGAUCAAUAAUUUCCCAUUCGCUAACUAUGGCGCUGCUGAGCUUGAAAAUGUGAUAACAUAAAUAAAAUGGCAUUCGGUUCAAGAGAAAUUAGCUCUGCUAAUUUUCUCUCCCUCAUGGAAUUUUAUUUAUGAGGUGGGUUUUCUCUCGAGAACUCCUGCACAGCAAUAGCUGUUUAACUUUGGGGAUAACCAAAGGAACAGCUCCUCAGUGCAUUCAAGAGGCUCAGAGUUUUACCUCUCAGCACAUCCCCAUGGAGGAUGACCCUUAGGCGGAAUACGCGCAGGAGCUGAGUCAGGGAGAGCGACGGCAACGCGCCGAUGAGAUGUGCGGCGACUGGAGGCGAAGUGCAGAUGAAGGCUUGGCCGGCGGGCUAGCCAUCGCGAUUCCAAGAUGACUCGGCGACGUGACUAGUUUAGCUAUAACUCCAUUUUUAUGGGGUUCGGCACUAGACACCUUAAACACCAGAUACCUAAGUUAAGUUAAGAAAAUGUGCUAACAGGAAUGGGGAAAAACUGGAGUUUCGACAUAUGGUUCGUGUACAAUGCCACAGGACAUAGUAUAAUAAUCGUUGCAGACUAUCUAUUUCAGAAAUGAGGACUGAAAAACGAGUUCCGAAUAAAAGACGAAACAAUCCAAAACUACUUCAAAAGCUUGGAACAAGUAAGGAAUAAUUAGACAUACAAGCCAGUUCCGUAUCAUAAUGCCUGCCAUGCUGCAGAUGUCCUGCAUACUAUCAUGUAUUUUAUUACUCAAAGCGAACAAGGAUUUUCUUCAUUGUGCGCUCUUGAUACAAUAGCCAUUUUUGUAGCUGCGUUAGGACAUGAUGUGGGGCAUCCUGCAGUAACAAAUAGGUUUCUUGCGAAUAAUAGAGAUGAGCUGGCUAUAAAGUAUAAUGAUUGCAGCGUCUUAGAAAUGAUGCAUUGCUCUAUUACUUUUGAAAUUAUGACUUAUCAUGACCAUGAUAUAUUUUUGCAUUUAUCCAAUGAGGAGUGGUUUAAAGCGAGAAAAAUGAUUGUGGAGAUGAUACUGCAGACGGAUAUGUCGAAACAUUUUGAAUUUUUGGGGAAGUUUAAGACCAGGGCUAUAAGUCUGUGUGAUAUUUCGCUUGAAAAUGAUGAUGAUAAAAAUUUUAUAUUAUCAAUGGCACUUAAAUGUGCUGACUUAGGCCAUGCAGCGAAAUAUCAAGAACUCCACGAAAAAUGGACAAGCUUUAUAUGUGAAGAAUUUUUCAGACAAGGCGAUAUGGAACGAGAACGGAAGCAGCCAAUUUCAGUUUACUGUGACAGAAACGACACAAAUGUGCCUAAAAGCCAAGUCGGGUUCUUAAAAAAUGUAGCCUUUCCUCUCUACGAAGCCUGGUGCACUUACUUGAACGAAGACACAAUUAAACAAGUUUGUUUAAUCCCCCUCCUUGAACAAAAAACCAUUGAAAAAUCCCUAUUUUCUAAAAACCCACCGUGAGUAAACAAAAAAUUGUUUCAUGAAAAAAUAUUUUAAUAUAUAAGUGAUAACUAUUAAAUGAAAUUUCUAGUUCAUUCUGUUUGUAUUUUUAACAUAAAUUUUCAAAUUAAAUUAAUAUUUGCUUUAAAAUUGAUUCGAAUUUGAAUUUUUUAAAUUUCGAAAAAACAUUUACUCUAAAAUUUAAAUAUAAACUUUAUAAAUAAAAAAAUUUACUCCCCUCUGUGAACGAAGUGUUCGCUCACGGAGGAGGGGAAGUUAGAACAAAUAAAAAUGAAUAUAGCCUUCUGAGAAUCCAAAUGCAUUGACAGGAGAAACACUAUGAUCAUAAUAGGAAAAGACAAAGACUCUCCAAAAAACCCUGCAAUUGUAAAGAGACAUAGUAAUUUCUAUAUAGCCGACUUCAAUCCAAAAUCCAAGCUUUAA